AUGGCCACCCGCGCUACAAACGCCAAUGGGCAUGUGGCGCCUUCGCCCGACUUGUCCGAUUUGCCUAAACGUUCGCAAACUAUCCCCCUCGGCAGACCGGAAGACUUGCCAAUUCCUUAUCGUGCGACCUCAAUAGAUGGGGCGGGAGUCUUGGAUAAUGGCGAUAAUGGCACGACAUCUGGACGCAAGCGCAAGCUGAACAGCAUGUCAUCAAGAGGUGUUGCCAAUCUCACCCCCGAUCAGUUAGCGAAAAAGCGGGCCAACGACCGCCAAGCGCAGCGCGCAAUUCGUGAAAGGACCAAGGGCCACAUAGAAGCUCUGGAGCAACAGGUCCGAGACCUGUCGUCACAAAAGCCCUACCUCGAUCUUCAAGCAGCGCUAUGCGAGAAUGAAACGAUUCGGUCGGAGAACGCGGAGCUCCGCCAAGGGCUUAAAGCAGCAAUGGACAUUCUCCAACCAUUGAUGGCUAAGCCAGAACUACCAGAUCCAUCUCCUUCUCUAGCUACACCAAACCUCGCCCCGCCCCCUUCACAUACACCCCCAUUCCCCGACACCGAUCACCUCACGCCCAUUCCAGGCGAGAAAUCCUACGCCGAGUCUCUUGCCAGCCUCGACACGCCUUCUCCGACUCAUUCUGCACCCACUCUCGGGAGUCGCCGCAACAGUACCACCGGAGGCCCUCCGUCGGCCUCUCUCCGUGUCGGAUGGGACUCGCAACGCCAUAAUACAACACACGGCCUGGACCUCGGCUCCGAGGAGCGUCUAGGGUUUAAUUUCCUUCUCGAUCCUUCGCAUAGUGUUCCCAAAGUCGACCGGCUUCAGCGCAGCGACUCGGAAAACCUCCACUGUCAGCAGCUGAACUCUUCGUCUUCAACAUACCCACAUCCCUUGACCACUACCUCUGAACCUGGGCCACCUGCGUUCGCCGCUCCGAUCCAAAACGUACUAGCGACAUGUCCUUUGGAUAACAUUCUUUUGGAAUUUCUUCAAAGCCGGCAACGCGAGGCUGCUCAAGGAAUCUCCAGACAAAAAUUAGCCGGGCCACCGUACCCGAGUGUCUCCUCAUUACUGAACCCAGAGAGGAGUGUCUACUCCCACCCAGUCUCAAAGGUUUUCACAGAUAUUAUACGCACCUUUCCCGACAUCUCAUCUCUACCGGUGCAGGUUGCCGUGCUCUACACCAUGUUCCUCCUCAUGCGCUGGCAGAUUUCCCCUACGCAAGAGAACUAUGAGCGACUCCCAGAGUGGUUAACUCCGCGCCCAACACAGAUUCUCCAUCCACACCCUGCUUGGAUGGAUUACGUUCCCUGGCCGGGAAUGCGUGACAGGAUCAUUACAAAUUAUCAGAACUACCCGUUUGAGAAUUGGUUCAUCCCAUUUACACGUGAUAUGAACGUCAAUUGGCCGUACGAGGAUACGGACUGUUUGUUGUCAGCCGGCGACUCCGAAGAGCUGGUCAUCAACCCGGUCUUCGAACGGCAUAUGAGGAAUUUGUCCAAUUGGUCGUUGGGGCCCUUAUUUGCAGAAAGUUAUCCCUCUUUGGCAGACACCGCACGAAUCAGGUCGAGAACACCGCUCAACACCUCAUCCGGAACAGACUCACCAAGUGGCCACACGGCCACUUAA
Penicillium samsonianum is the source of this 1626-nucleotide messenger RNA. RefSeq names its product bZIP transcription factor. Gene Ontology annotation, biological process: regulation of DNA-templated transcription. Lineage: Eukaryota; Fungi; Ascomycota; Eurotiomycetes; Eurotiales; Aspergillaceae. Bases 1 to 1626 code for a protein of 541 amino acids. The transcript has 2 exons. The record is from RefSeq and is a predicted model, not a curated record. Gene Ontology annotation, molecular function: DNA-binding transcription factor activity.